UAUGUAUGUUCAAGCGCAGAGUUGAUGGGGAUUUCGUUGUGGUGACCCUCUUAAUAGCCUGAGAGUGAUGGGAGUAUUCACGGAAUAAUCGAUAGGUGAUAGAUACGAACGGGACCUCUGUGUUUUAUAAUCCUGGAGUAGGAAAAGAUUUAGCUGUGUAUUCGUUAGCAAGCACACGUGCAUUGUCUUUUUUGUUGAACUACAUAGACACGUCUCCUCAGUGAAGGCAGCCGACGGAUGUGUAAACCCUUAGUGAAUUCUCAAAGAUUGGUUUGGACACCGGCUGGUGCUGCUAGCUAGCGUUCAGCACUGCCCGUUACUGAAUAAGCCAACUGUUCUGUGAACGUGUUUGUUUAUAUAUCGACCGCGUUCGCACAUGUGUAUAAUUGUGUUACACAAGCACUAUUUACAGGGCCAAUGCAUUGAACGCUGUUAAAUCUUCGUCCAGAUUUUUUAAGGUUUCACGACUGAUGAAUAAUAUAUUUUUGUAUUUUCAUUUUUGCGACUAGCAGACGAUACCUAUCCAACAUGGCUGACAAAAGGCGGGAUGUUAUCGUCAUUGGUGCUGGCUUGAGCGGUCUGGCGGCUGCAAAGCUUCUUCAUGAACAAGGAUUGGACGUCUUGGUACUGGAAGCAAGGGAUCGUGUUGGUGGUCGGACGUAUACUAAACACAAUGACAUCAUUAAUUACGUGGAUGUGGGAGGGGCCUAUGUUGGUCCUACACAAAACCUGUUGUUACGUAUGGCGGACGAAUUCGGAGUCAAGACCUACCUAACUAAUGAAGUUGAAGAUCUUGUCAUUUACAGAAAGGGAAGCAGCAGGCGAUUUAAAAGCUCUUUCCCGCCAAUGGGAGGCUUCAUCGCCCAUUUGGAUCUUCUCCAGGUUUUCCGUGUGAUAGAUGAGAUGGGAAGUGAGGUACCUGAGGCAGCGCCAUGGAAUUCCCCACACGCAGAGGAGUGGGACAAUAUGACAGUCCAGGAAUUUCUCAAUAAAUACGCAUGGACAGAUGCUGUGAAAAGAUUCACAACGGGAUUCGUUAACCUAAAUGUGACGUCAGAACCGUACGAAUGUUCGUUGCUAUGGUUUCUUUGGUAUGUCAGACAAUGCGGAGGUACGCACAGAAUAUUUUCUACGUCCAAUGGCGGACAGGAGAGAAAAUUCGUUGGCGGUUCACAACAAAUUAGCCAACAUAUAGCUAGGAAACUUGGAAAGGACAGAGUGUUGCUGUCAAAACCAGUUUGCCAAAUACAACAGGAGAAAAGCACAGUGAAGGUCAUUGAUGUACACGGCAACAAAUAUCAGGCAGGCUAUGUGAUAAGCGCUGUGCCAUUACCAUUGCAAAGUAAAAUAACCUUUGACCCUCCUUUGCCAACUCUCCGUAAUCAGAUGAUACAGAGAGUCCCAAUGGGAUCAGUGAUCAAAACCUUCACCUACUAUACGAAACCCUUCUGGAGGGAGCGAGGCUACUGUGGUUCAGCGAUGAUUGACGAUGAUGACUCUAUAAUCAAUUACACCCUGGAUGACGUCAAACCGGAAGGAGGAAAGCCCGCUCUCAUGUCGUUUAUUCUUGCUGAUAAAGCCAGAAAAUUAUGUAACCUGACUGCCGAAGAGAGGAAAAACAGAAUAUGUGAAAUGUACUCAAAGGUUUUCCAAACAGACGAGGCACUACACCCCGUUCAUUACGAGGAAUAUAAUUGGCUGGCUGAACAAUGGUCCGGAGGAUGCUAUACCGUCAUGAUGCCUCCAGGUUUCCUCACCAAGUUUGGACAGGAGAUGCGGCGACCGUUCGACAGAAUCCACUUUGCUGGAACAGAAACUGCUACAGCUUGGUCUGGGUACAUGGACGGCGCUAUACAAGCUGGAGAGCGCUCUGCAAGGGAGAUACUUAAUCGCCUCGGCAAAAUUCGUGAGGACCAGAUUUGGGUCACGGAACCUGAACAUAAGAUGAUACAACCGAGACCCUUCGAGACGACAUUUUGGGAACGAAACUCUCCUAGUGUUGGGGGCUUUCUGACGUUCAUGGGAAUGUUGUCCGUCAUGUCUUCACUAGGAGUUGGAGUUUAUGUAUAUACUAAACACAUAAAAUGAUAAUGUUAGCAGUCAUCAAAAUAGCAUAUCCGUAAUUUUCAUAUCAACCAAGUGUACAAAUUAUUUCAACAAAAAACAUCAGAACGAAAUAUCAAGAUAGUUUUUAUACAGGACGAUUUAGAGAUAUUCUGAUACAUAAACUAUUACUAUUUUUGCGAGAUAGUAUGACAAACUAUUUAAUUCGUCUUCAUGUUGUAUUUGUGUUGUCAUGGAAACUCGACAUUCGUAUUAGUAUUUAGCGAUAUGUAAGAACAUCAUAGAUAAUGUGACACUGCCAAACAUGACGAGUGUAUUCAAUGUACCAUAAUUCGUUUGCUGUUUCUUGCUUUGGUGGUUAGCCAAAAAUCCCAAUUAGCAUAUCUAAGCCACUACCAAUACUUUACCUCGCAUUGCGUUGUUAUUUGAAUUGUUGCAACUUAUGACAAAGUUUCAUAGCUAACGAGAAAAUGUACUUGUAUAUUCCGAAGAAAAUGUGUAAAGACUACAUCUGGAUAUUGUCAACGGAUUGUAUAGUUCAGCAACGAAUAUGUAAUUGGUGUAUUUGGAUAUUGCAAACGGAUGUUAUAGUCCCGCAGUGAAUGUCUAAUAGUGACAUUUUUUGUCGUCAACGGGUAAUGCAGUUCCGCAGCUAUUGUGUAAUGAUUGCAUUUGAUUACGAAAAGAUAUGCUAAUAUAUGAUAUAUCUGAAAUAAAUAAAUAACGUUAGCCUGACAUUUCACAGUAAAUAAACAUCGCAUCCCUAAUGAGCAACUACAAUGUAAAAUAUUACUCGGUAAUAGCUAAUCACACGUAGACACAACGAAAUCUAACGCAUGCGUGUUGUGUAAACUAGAAAUUACAAGGAACGGAAAGUAUCCGAAUAUUUCUACAGAUUUUUAAAUUCACAUAAUAUAUAUUUGUACAGGCUAAGGUGUAUUUAUUCCUACAUGCCGAAGGGUAAAUUGUUAAUCAAAAUUCCAAAUCUGUAAAUGAAUAGUUCCAUCGUUUACCAAUAAAAAUCAACAUGUAUUCGGUGAUUAAUUAUUGUUAAAAUUAAAAAUAUGUACUUGUAUGACAAAGACAUUGUACGCAUCAGUUUGUAACUAACGUGGCUAACCAUGGUGAUCACAUCAUGUAGAUACAGAUAUAAUUGUGAUUAGCUGCAAGUUGUGCGUCAAAUUGUUCAUGUAUCUAUACCGUAGCUGCACGUGACUAGGUGCUUUGGAUGUCAGUUUUUUUGUAUUUGUUAGAUAUCGCCAUUGUCAUGUUUAGGAGGUUCUUAAGAAAUAAAUCUAUAUUAAUUUCA
This is a messenger RNA of Pecten maximus, 3373 nucleotides long. RefSeq names its product amine oxidase [flavin-containing]-like. The transcript is spliced from 15 exons. The record is from RefSeq and is a predicted model, not a curated record. NCBI's taxonomy places the organism in Eukaryota, Metazoa, Mollusca, Bivalvia, Pectinida, Pectinidae. Gene Ontology annotation, molecular function: oxidoreductase activity. The coding region runs from base 529 to 2088 and encodes 519 amino acids.